Molecule: messenger RNA, 1299 nt
Organism: Phycomyces blakesleeanus NRRL 1555(-)
Lineage: Eukaryota; Fungi; Mucoromycota; Mucoromycetes; Mucorales; Phycomycetaceae
Exons: 9
Coding region: 1-1299 (432 amino acids)
Source: RefSeq, a predicted model, not a curated record
AUGAUUGCUACCAGUCCUUGUGUCCGGACUCAAACGAUGCGUACACAUGCAUGUCCAGACAUCCGCAGCUAUUUUGAGAUGGCAAAACCAAAGUUCAUCUGCACAAAAGGAUAUGCUUCAAUGACUGAUCAAUUGGAUAGCGUGGAAUUCGCCGAUGAUUUCAAGCAUCACGCAAAACCUGUGACCAAGCAGGGUGAGCUAGAAAUUGUCACAAAAAAGCAGGUUACAGUUAGCAACUGGAAAUGCGUAUACUCAAGAAAACAAGACCCGAGUCGAAGGGCAUUUACGCAAACUUUCAGCUGUGAAGGAGAAGCAAGGUUACUUUCGAUGAACCUAUCCAAACCAAGUCGAGACAACUGCAUACAAGCCAUAGUCUCGCCAUCUCGCUGGGUUGGUCAAAAAGCACACGAAGAGUCUCGACUAGGAUACGGUUACAACAAGAAUAAAUUCCUCAUCAUCAUUCGAGACUAUUGGCUCAGGACUGCAAAAAAGGUAUUUGAGAUGACCGGAUUUAUAUUAUGGGCCGAGAACACCAGCAAGGAACAAGUAGAGGCCGCCAGUAGGUUGCUUCUGUCUCUGGACUUUUUCGUCAGAGACAAUAUCAACCAUUGGUCCGUCCAUCCAGAAGAUAAGUACUAUUUAUACACAACAUGUCUCGAGGAUACCAGAGAGAGUUUGGGAGCGUUAGACUUUACCAAAAGGCAAAGCUGCUCGGGUUCUUGGCGUGGUAAGCCAAGAUCUGGUAGCUCCUCUGCCAUUUGGUGGCCAAACCCUUUUGUGGUUGACCCCAUCGCUGCAAGUUGGCACAUUGUUUCUGCUGGAAGUUUGGUUGUUUACUGUUGGUGGUCUUGUAUACCCCCUGCUGGUGGUCAAGGUCCAUUCCGCCCGGUCAUCGAAGAACAUUUUGCAGUCCCGGGCCCGUCUCUUCAGAUGAUGUUACCUAUUCCAAGCCAAGUUCCUUUCCUUACGAAACAAAUUCUCUCAAUUAAGACUAGCAGAAUCCCUGAAAUGGUCAAGCCACGGUUUGCUUUUAUGUCCAAGUCCAAUUCCGAGUCUUGUCCAAGUCAAAGUCCAAAUGUCCAAAACUAUCCAAGUGUUGUCUGGGUCGUACCUCCAAGUCUCAAAACCAAGUCGAUUUCCAAGAAAGGGUCCAAUGCAAAGUUCCAAAAGCAAGUUCCAAAAGAAAAAUCAAAAACCAAAACCGAGGCCUAUACUAAGUCCUGUAAAAAAAAACAGGCAUAUACUAAGUCCUCCUCUCCAAAAGGAUCAAAAGAAAUCCGAACCCGAGGCCUAUACUAA